Molecule: messenger RNA, 3418 nt
Organism: Alexandromys fortis (reed vole)
Lineage: Eukaryota; Metazoa; Chordata; Mammalia; Rodentia; Cricetidae
Gene: Nnat
Product: neuronatin
Biological process (GO): positive regulation of insulin secretion; brain development
Cellular component (GO): cytoplasm
Source: RefSeq, a predicted model, not a curated record
AGAAAAGCCAACACAACAAACAAAGAACAGACAGACAGACAGACAAAAACAAAAAACAAACAAAAAAACAGGAACAAAAUGUAUACUUAUUUGGGAAAAUGGAUCAUGGUUAACAACAGCAAAUGUGAAUGCCCCUUCCUACCCACCCACCCAUGAAUGUCUUAUCCAAAUUAAACGUGGCCUCCUGGGGUGUGUCUUCCCUGGGCUUCUACUGGGGGCUCCCAGGAGGGCACGGUCCCCACAGUGGACUGGUUUUGCCUAGGCCCUGCCCAGCAGAGAUCAUGUAUCGCCUCCUGGGGCUGCGGCCCGUCCUCAAAGGUCCCAGACCUCACAAUACCGCCCUGUGGUUGCCACAGGACACCAUGGACUUGGUGUUGUGCCCCCGUGUGGUAGGAAACGGCUCUGUAUCUAGUCCCAUCUGCAGCACCAGAGCGGGAGUGUGUCAAGUCACAGCAAUUAUCUGUGAACUGCUAACCUGGAGAUGCCAGACAGUACAUCCUCUGAUCCUGGCAAGCUACGGGAAGACACAGUCAAGUGGCGUCAAAUAUUUUAAGAUGGCAGGUUGGACCAGGCUUGCUUUUUUCAAAUAGUCCAAUAACAUUUAGCUCAAACCAGUCAACUUCAAGUCAAUGUAAAAACAAAAAAACAAAAACAAAACAAAAACAAAAACCAACCUUCAUCUGUUACUGACAUUGAACAGAACUGGGCUUCUGUAAGUCCACAAAGGGGCAAAUACGUUUGGCCUCUGUGCCAAGUAGCUUGAUGGCAAGAUGGCAGUUUGGUCUUUCCACUUGAACUGCACUCUACUAGAGCUUUUAAGAUCACACUAAGAGAAGGACACUAGCUUUACUUUGAAACUAGGCGACAGUAGCCUUAUAACCCUUGGCGGCUACUGAAAAAUACUGUUCUGUGCUCCAGCUGCGAAGCAACCUGUACAAAAAACCAAUCCAGCAGACUUACUAGAGAUGGGGGAGGGGAGCACAAGACAGGGAUUGAUACCAUCUGUGCCACAGAAAACCAGUCCCAAUACAUCUGAACCAUUUCUUCAAAAAUCUUCGGCGCACACAAAGGGCGUCAAUCCUUCCUACAUCCUUCCCAGAGCAGACACAAUCACUUUAGCUACUAAGAGCAGAGGGCUGGUCCAACUGGGGAUCGCAGCCACCAUCGCCUGCUGGGCAGAGUGGGGAAGCAACAGCCGAGAAAGUGGUACUUAACAAGGACUUUCACAAAACAGUUGGCAUGAGUUUAAAAUUUGCAGACUUGGGUAUGUCAUACCAAAAAGCCUGCACCCCUAACCUCACUCUAAACUAGAGCCAUGACUCCCCUCCAUUUAACACUGAAUUUCAAAAGUGGGCAGAGCAGAAGAAUCUUCUGGAAGGGUGUUACGAGCGGACUCGGGAGGUGGGGGUCCGUGUGGAAAGAACAGACGGAUUUUUUUUCCUCUCCUGGCGAAUGAGGAGCGCCCCCCGCCACCCCUCCUCCUCAACAGCGCCCUCCCCACGAAGCGCGCAUGCGCACUCAGAUGGCAGGAGGGUACACGGCCACCAGGGCUGCGGCAGUGCGCCCACAGCGGACUCCGAGACCGGUAGACCUCAGCGAACCCUCGCUCUCCACCACCCACUCUCAGAACCAUGGCCGCAGUGACAGCAGCUUCAGCAGAACUGCUAAUCAUCGGUUGGUACAUCUUCCGCGUGCUGCUGCAGGUGUUCCUGGAAUGCUGCAUUUACUGGGUAGGAUUCACUUUUCGAAAUCCUCCAGGGACACAGCCCACUGCAAGAAGUGAGGUGUUCAGGUACUCCCUGCAGAAGCUGGCACACACAGUGUCCCGGACCGGGCGGCAGGUGCUGGGGGAGCGCAGGCAGCAAGCCCCCAACUGAGGCCCCAGAUCCCAGCCCUGGGCGGCCAUGUCAUCAAGUGCUCCUGCGCUUCUCGACCAGCAUGGGAGCCAGUGCCGCGCAGUAAUGGGGGGUCCCCUGUGCUCCCUCGUCAGAGGAGCACUUGCCAAGGUCAGUGAGGGGCCGGUAGGCCCCUGGAGAAGCAGCACCGACAAUGAUGAAGAUAUCCGUUCCCUUCCCAAUCCCUCUGACCCUGUCCCACUACCGGAGAGUGGGAGAGGAGGGGGAAGAGGGGAGCAAAUUCUCGAGAUCUGGGCGUAUGCACCACGUUCUGAUCUGAAUCAAGUCGUAACAGCACCAUCUCAGCCACAGGACAGAUCCUACCACAGAGAUCCAACAACCAGCAGAAUGGACAUUCUGACAUCACUAGCUGAAGCCCUGAAUCUCGGUACAGAAGAGAAAACAUCAACUGCAUGCUGCGUGGUGGGGCUGGAGGGUAUGGGUGGGGGAGGAAGUAGGGCUCUCUUGCUGUCCCUUGUCUAUGGCUCGCCUAUUUCUGCCUUGAUCCCUCAUUCCCCCUUUCAACCCGGCCUUCCAAACCCCUCCCCAAAAUGUGUCACUUGAUUCGGCCCUAUUUAACUAGUAACUGAAUUCCACCUUCACCAGAACACCUUCUCCGACCCCUGGGCCUUCACUGAUCUUGCUGUCCCUGGUCUCACGCAGCAGUUGAGGUCAAUAUUGUGGUAGUCACUAACUGUACUGGUUUACAUGUGCAUUAGUUGUGUCUCCCCAGCUAGAUUGUAAGCUCCUGGAGAUCAGGGCCCACCUCCACAAAAAAUAAAAAAUCACCUCUCCUGUCUUGUACAGUGUUAGAAUCAUGCAGGGCAGUGGGGUGCACCAAAAAGUUCCUUUGUGGCUUCUUUUGUGACAGCGUCACACGUCUCUAAAGCUGGGCAAGGUAUCUAUUGUACACCACUUGGGAAAGGGAGGGGGUGACAAGAAGACAAGAAUGAACAAAGACUCUCAAACCUGCCUCACUUCAAUACUGUCCUGAGAUAAAAGACUAUUUCUCAUCCCCAAUCAAAAAAGUGGUAUGCAUCUGUCUCAGAAUAAGGGACAUUUCCCCUUCCCCAGGAUAACAGGUGCAUUUACUUGGUCCUGAGAUAAGGUACCAUGCCCUGGCAGGUUAUCAAUUUGGGAAAGAUGAGGAGAAAGUAAAUGGGGAUGGCUCUCUAAAUGGGAUCCUGAGAACCAUAAGGGCUGAUUUGAGAAUAUAAAGCUAUACCCCAGAACUCUACCCAGGAGCCCCAAGAAACAAUUGCUGAGGAGGAAAAGGGGCACUAGUUUGGACAAGACAUGACUUGACAACUCCUCCAACCAGCUCAAUGCUCCAGGCCCCAGAAUCACCCCCAAGGUCACCUUGCUUGGCUUUCUCAACCCUCCAGCUGGACGACCCCUGCCCCCAGUUUUCUUGGUACAUCCUUACUAGCCUCAUCAGGUGGCCAGUAUGCACUUUCCUCUCCCAUUGACGGCAUCAGGAGAGCGGGCUGGCUGCUUAGUCCCCUCCUUGGUUAGCCAUGGCU